UGGGAGGUUAGCAUAGCAGACAAGAGAAACACUCCAGUCCUGAGUGUCGCUCCACGUCAGUGUUUGUUCCCGUAGAGGACUUAAAUUGCUCUGUCUGUACUCAUGAGGAUUUACGGUGUACUGGCAUCACGAGUAAACAAACAGAGGAAGAAAUGGAAAGAGACAGGCGACAGAUGGGGAGAGUUUUUGUAGCACGAGGUGAAGUCCUGUAACGACAGCGCUGAGAAACCUGAGUAAACGGAUUACCACAGUUGGCUGCGGUAGGUGUCCUUCCCCUCCAGCUUCACCUGUCAAAUCCUGAAAGUCUGAACCGAAUCAAAGUCAACCUUCACCUUACUUGUCCCAAACCAGUAGAUAUUAGACUCUGAGUUUCUGUAUGUGGUAUUUGAGGUGAAAAUAAUUUUUCUCAGAUUCACUAACCAAGAUUAAUUCCACAUUUUCUGUGCUAGACCUCUCCAUGGUCUCAUCCACAAGCUGCCACAGGAUAAUAAAGGAGUUCAUAGUUUACACCCUUUGAAUCAUUAUGGAGUAUUAGUCACAUUUCAAGCUGUGUUAACUUUUGUAUCUCUGAAUAAUAGUCUAUGCUUUGCUGCACUGUAGAUAAGCAACAGUUAACAGCAAGGAACUGGUUUUUCCUGUAGGGGUGAGAUGCUUUAUAUUUAACGUGAGAUGAACUGUAGCUAAAGAAAUAUGAUACUCAACCUUAGCCUUCAUGCCUCAUGUGAGGGGUAAGUUGAUCCACCUGACACACUCAAAAAAACCCGAUUCUUUGUCCUUAAUAAACACGAAGCACUAAUUUUGAGUAGAAUGCUACUGAGAUAGAUAAAAUCAAAUGUUUAUUUAGCCAGAUAAUGACAGCCAGAUUCAUUCACUGAAUUCCACCUUCAGACCAACUGUAUAAUCUGCAGUAUCCUGUCACGGACGAUAAUCAGCCAGGACAACUCAUGAAACAUCUGCUUGCAUGUUGUUGAAAUCAGCUGUGUACAUUCACAAAGAGCAUCAAACCUAUUCUGUAUUUAAAAUAUUAAAAAUAAUAUUCAUUGUUAUGGUGCAAUAUGAAUUUUAGGAUCACAUAUUUGUCUAAGCUUCUCUCUAAACUUUAUGCUCAUUUUACUCCACAGCCACUAGUUUGGGAAAAGAAAGUGCUUCUGACAAACAAGAGCAACGUUUUUACCAAAGUUGUGACGUAAAUGCGAUAAACAGGCAACAAACAAAGCUGAUUUAUAGAUUAGUGGAGAAAAUAGAAAGAAAUAUAUCUACUCCAAAAAUAAAACUAAAUGCUUUUGUAGUUAUGACAACAGUAUUUACUGUGUGACACUGUAGGUACAUCCCAACCCCAGUCACCAGUAAAUAUAUAUAAUAAUAUAAUAAUAUAUAUAUAUAUAUAUAUAUACAGCUGAUCAUCAACAAUUCAACAAGUCUGCUCCUGCAGACUUGUUGCACACUACAACAGAUGGAGCACUUGUGCUGUAUUUAAGAAAGCUAAUCUGUAAAUCAGAUUGGGAGCGUCCACAUCAAUCGGACUUCGAUGAAUCAUGUGUUCAAGUGAAAAGCCACUGGACCAUCUGGGCCAUCUGAACCAUCUGGCCAUGAAGCCGUGAUUCCUCCUGAUGGUAAGAAGAUAAGGCUCUCAGUCUGUGUUCGUCUGUUAGAACGAGGCGGUAACAAUGUGUUAAUCUUCCUACUCGAAGUAAAACUAUUUUCCUAGGAGGUCAGUGUGCUGAGUGAGGUGACAGAGGACGUGCAGAAGCUUUGCUUCUGGCUGUGACUUUGGGAUAAAAUAAGGAAAAGGAUGGCAGCUAUGUACCGAUCACCCUCUCUGGGAAACAAAGAAUUAGUGGCUCUGUACGGAGGGGAAAGAGAUCAUUAUUUUGACAAGGAUGAGGACUGUAUCAGUGAGGAAUGUGACCUGGACUCGGAGUGCAGUGAGGAAGGAAAAGACGGGAGAGGCAUUCGCAGCUCUCUGUCACUGGAAAUCGUUGGUCUGCAGAGGGAGCAGCAUGUUUACUUCUCCAACCAGGAGUACUACAGGAGGCUGGAGGAGCUGAAGAGCAAUCACCUGAGGAACAUGGCUGAGUUGGAGAGGAUGUACAUCAGCCAAGGCAAGGAAAGGCAUGGAGGGGGCGAUGACGCAUGUCUGGGAAGAAACAAAGAGGCCAGGCAGCUCCUCAGUGGCCCUGCCAGGAGACUCCAGAGGAUCAACUCCCAGGAGGAGCUGGACUUCCAGGAGUCAUCAAGUGGCUCGGACCAGUCGGAGCUCUGUGGAGAGGACAGCAUUGGGGAGCUGGACUGGACUCCCAGCCAGGAGCAAAUUUUUGAGAGAGACGUGCUGCUGAGCCCAGAGAGGAUGACGAGCCAGAACCGGUUUCGCUUCCAGCCCAAUACCUCCUGUCCGAAACCGCAGGCAAGAGUGUCCGAUCAAGCUGGUGCCAGAAUUCUGCCCAACUCCAAAGUCACUGUUCCCAAACCUUUCCAGAUGAUGCUAAGAGAAGAGGAGAGGAAGAAGCACAAAGUGCGCACACGUUCAGAGAUUGAGCUGGAGAACACGCUGCUGAGGCAGGAGUUGGAAGAGCUCCGAGAAUGCCAGAAAAAGUUCCGGGCGUCACCUGCUCCGGCACACAUACACCUGCCUCUCUAUGAAAUUAUCAGCCGUCGCAAUAGUCAACGGUCAAACCAAAGCAGAAGCAACACCAACAAUAACAGGAACAUGGAUGCUACAAGCACCCAGACCUCUACUGCACUCUCACCACAGCCUUUUCAGUUUUUGGAGAGAGAAAGGAGGAAGAAGGAGGCCAGGAUUGUGGCAGAGCUUGGAAAGUUUGGUGAGAGAAUUGAGCGACAUAACUUCAAGGCAAAGCCAAUGCCCACAUCUAUUUAUGGCACCAGACACAGAGAGGGCACCAUGACUACAAGCCAUGAUCCCUACACUCAAAUCUUCUACAAAAUGGAAAGAGAAGCUAAUGAGAGCCAAAGUGAUCAAAGCUCAGACCUGGAGCUUGAUAUGCACCAAUCCGACUCCUCUCUCGACUCCUGCAGGUCCCAAAGAAGUCCUUCUUCCAAGCCAAUGAAGAAGCAAAUACAGCUGUCCAUUGAGAUGGUGAAGGAGAGAGAGACCCCUAUCACUGACCCCAGCGGCUGCAACAUCUGCUUGUCUCAACAGCUGGGUGGCCCAGAGCUUCUGCUCAGUAACAAAGGUGUUCUCAGUGUGUGACAAAGUGUUUAAAACUCACAGCAAAAAGGGAGACGAGGAGCAGUUACAUCUACACUGUUUUUGAGUUAGUUUUACAAUGCAGGCAAGUCAACAUGGUUUCUAGUUGCUCUUGAUCAAACAAUAAAACACGGUUAAAGAAA
Maylandia zebra (zebra mbuna) is the source of this 3351-nucleotide messenger RNA. RefSeq names its product protein FAM161A. Gene Ontology annotation, cellular component: cilium. Gene Ontology annotation, biological process: cilium organization. The record is from RefSeq and is a predicted model, not a curated record. Lineage: Eukaryota; Metazoa; Chordata; Actinopteri; Cichliformes; Cichlidae.